Anas platyrhynchos (mallard) is the source of this 5634-nucleotide messenger RNA. It is a transcript of the gene FTO, whose product is annotated as FTO alpha-ketoglutarate dependent dioxygenase. The record is from RefSeq and is a predicted model, not a curated record. Gene Ontology annotation, molecular function: mRNA N6-methyladenosine dioxygenase activity; ferrous iron binding; broad specificity oxidative DNA demethylase activity. NCBI's taxonomy places the organism in Eukaryota, Metazoa, Chordata, Aves, Anseriformes, Anatidae. Gene Ontology annotation, biological process: DNA alkylation repair; regulation of multicellular organism growth; RNA repair.
GUCCGCCGGGGGGGGGGGCGGGAGGAGGCCGGGCAGGCGGCUGAGGCGGCGCCAUGAAGCGGAGAGCGGGGGAGCGGGAGAAGGAGCUGAAGAAGAAAAAGCUUCUUGAAGAACUUGGAGAGAGUAGACUGCCAUAUAUGACACCAGCCGAUGCUGACUUCCAUCAGUUGUGGAAGACCAAGUAUUCCAAGCUAGUUUUCAGAAAAUCUGAUACAGUACCUGAAGAGCUCCAUCAGAUGGUACAAGAGAGCUUUUUGACCUUGCGAAAGCAUGAUUGUUUCUUUCAAGAUCUUGUAAGGAUCAAAGGAAAAGAUUUUUUUACCCCAGUGUCUCGUAUAUUAAUUGGAAACCCAGGAUGCACUUACAAGUACUUGAACACAAGAUUAUUUACAGUUCCUUGGCCUACCGAGGGUUAUGAAAUAAAAUAUUGCAGUCCUCAAAUACAUGAUGCUUGUAAAGCAUUAAUCAAACUUAAUGACUACUUGCAUAUUGAAGCAGUCAAGGCAUUACAAGGACAAAAUUUGCUUGAGUUCAAAGAAACUGAAGAUACCCCUGUAAUAGAUAGGGAGCAAAACUUUGCUACUUCUCUUAGGGAGAAAGGGUCUGUCUCACAAGAUCAAAGCAGUUUUUGUGUACCAGAGGAUGACUUCACAAGUCUAAAUAGCAGAACAUCUUAUAACGUGACUUUAUUAAAUUAUAUGGAUCCUCUACAAAUGCUGUACUUGAAACAAGAGCCUUAUUUUGGAAUGGGGAACAUGGCAGUGAGUUGGCACCAUGACGAGAAUCUGGUUGAAAGGUCAACAGUUGCUGUGUACAGUUACAGCUGUGAAGGUUCACCUGCUGAAGAAACUUAUGAUCAGAAACUGCAGGGAAGAGACCCAGCUGUUUGGCACGUAGGCUUGAAGGUAGCAUGGGACAUAGAGACACCUGGAUUAGCAAUACCACUUCACCAAGGAGACUUCUACUUAAUGCUUGAUGAUCUCAAUAUGACACAUCAGCACUGUGUUCUGGCUGGCUUUUCACCUCGAUUCAGCUCCACUCACAGAGUGGCAGAUUGUUCAAGAGGAACAUUGGAAUACAUAUUUGGACAAUGUGAACUGGCGCUCCAGAAUUUACAAACUGAUUCUAAUUCAGGGGCUUUAUCUUUGAAAUCACUGGAAACUGCAGUUGUAAAGCAAGUGGAAGAAAUACAUAAUGAGGUUGAAUUUGAGUGGCUCAGGCAGUUUUGGUUUCAAGGCAAGCGGUAUUUGAAGUGCACUGAUUGGUGGCUUAAGCCAAUGGCUAAAUUGGAAGAAUAUUGGAGAAAAAUGGAGACUAUGUCAAGCCUGGUCCUCCAUGAAGUUAGAAAAAAGGAACAAACUGAAGAACAAAGGAAUGAAACCAUCAGCUGCUUCUUGCUAGUUCUUACAGAGCGACAAAGGCUACGUAAAGAGUGGACAGCAAGGUGCCAGUCAGAAGCAGCAGAGAGCUUGCCAGAAGACCAGAAACCUGAAUGCCACCCCUUCUGGACAAAUGAUGAAUGUAAUAUGCCUCUGCCAUAUGAUCUUGAGGAAGUAAUAGCUCACCUACAAAAUCUUGUUCAGUAGGUAGAAUAUCAGGUGACCUUCCAGCCUAGAACUAUUAAUGUUCAUCAUUUGGAGUAAGUUUUUAGUUAGCAUAAUUUUUUUCAUCUUUAUGAUUCCUCAGUUAUGUGUUGGUUUACGUGUCAAUGCAGAUUUUACUGCUCUCCACACAGUACCUUAGUUACUGUCUCACAACAAAACUGACCAGACACCAAAGCUACAGAAAGAGUUGGCUUUUAAGAUGUGAUGUCCAGAACACCAGCCUCUGUUCUUUCCUCUUCAUUCAAAUCCCCAUUGAUCCUAUACCCCAUGGGUCGUUGUGUUUCCACAGGUUCCCCAGACAUCUACAUUUUAGCUUGCAUGACUGCCUAGAACUGCCCCUGGCUCAGCAGUUUGAGCAACAGAAGGCAUAGCUCACACCUGGGACAAAGCAGAAUCCGUGAUCUGGGCAUCCUAACGAGAGGCCAGCUCAGAGGGAGCCUGCUAGGUGUGUCCAGAUAGAGCUGUGCACACAAUGUGGUGACAUCUUUAUCCAGUAAUGUAGGCAGAGGUAGAGGAAAUGGUGGAGAAAGUCCUUUAUGGAAUGGCUCCUUGUCAGAGCCUUUAUAAAACUGAGGAACUUGUGAAGGAGCAUCCUGGCAUAGAUACUAAGCCUAUUUUGCUGUUUUUCAUCAUGGCAAUUGUAUGGUACUUUUUGUAUUUUGUCAGAAAUGGGUUUUGGAGAUCACGAGCAUGAUGCUGAUAGUAAGUCAGCCUCUCGUGGCACCUGUCAUCUCAAGGUGUGAAGCACUCCCAAGUACUAAACCCUUCAUAUACAAAAUGGUGUUGUAUUGUGUGUGCAGAAGAUCUGACGCGUCCAUUAUUAGACCUAAGGUGCAUCCUCGUUGUCUGGGUUUUGGGCAACCUAGGCUUGCCUGCUAGUCUCAUCCGCACACAAUUGUACAUGCCUCUAUGGCUUUAUCAAGAACACGUGACAGUGUUUGUCCUGGUGGCUGGGUUUUAAAAAACUUUCCAAACUAGGGACUUCCUACCUGGACCCUCAUGGGCAUAGGCCUCUGAAAGACAGUGCUCACAGGUCCAGUCCGAGGGUGCACAGCUCUGCUGUGGCAGGACAGCUUACAGUUUGUCUUCCAGGAAAUUGGAAGAUGUGGAUUUGGACUUUUUUGGCCUAAGAACAUGAAUCUGCUGUCUGCUGUUCCUAGUUUAUGCUCUAACAGAUGCAUAAUUACAUCUGCCUUCCUUUAGAAAGAAUGGUGUGAUCCGUCAUUUGUACCUCUCAGAAGGGCCUUUGAGGCCUACACAGAGGGGACGAUUUCCAACAUGUAGCCAUAUCUCCCGGGUUGCCUGGAACUCAGGAUUCAUUUCCUAUCCUUUGUUUUGUUUCUGCCUUUUGUGAAUCCUGCUCUGAGGCCAGGUUUCCCAUUACCUUGUCCAAAGAGCUGUGGGUUUUCAUUUUGGGUCAGGCCCCCUGGCAAAAUAGAUUUAGAUUAUGUGAUAGAAGGCAUGGCAACAUCUGUGAUGAUCUAGCCAUAAGAACAAAUCCAGAAGACUAUGAGAAAUGAAGCUGCUGUGAUCUGGUUUGUAAUAAUAUGCUAUAAAAAUAACAAUUCUGUAUUGGAUAAUGUCCUGAAUGAGAGAUUUUUCAUUUGGUUAAGAUGCUAUUCUUAUUUGAGCUGGUGUGUGCCUUUUCCUUCAUCAUAAAAAGCAGAAAAUUAUAUUACAGUAAAACAGCACUCAGUCUGUAUUACCACUAAAAAAAAAAAAAAAAAAAAAAACAGUCAGGCCCAGAGCUUGACAUUGCCACCAAGAAAUGGAAUACGUCUCCUGUGUUAAUCUUCUGUUUAAAAUCACUGCUGGGGCCAGGCUUACCCAGAGCAUACCAGGAUACUCUGUUGGCAAAGCGUCCUGUGCGUGGAUGAGUACUGCUGAAAACUCUGCUUUUGACAGUGUAACAUAUGCCAGACCUCCCUGCAGCUAAAGAAGCUGUGCCAGCAAAAAUUCAGUUUUAGUGGUAUAAAGCUGUGUCCACACCUACCAGCUUUUGCCAGGACAAUUAUAUCAAGUAGAGGUUGUGCCUCUUAACACCUUUGACACAGCUAUGCCAGCAAAAGUAUAAAGGUCUGGAUCGAGUGCUUUCAUUGUAUUCCUGCACUUCUGCUAAAGCUGUUAGCCACCGUAUAGAAAGCAAAGACUCUUUGAAAAAUAAAUUACUUAAAUUAGGUUUGAUUGUAUUAUAACUGUAAUCCACACAUCUAUCUGUUGUCUCAUGUGCCACAGAUUUGUUGACAUUUGGAGAUCCUUUGUUAUGGGCAUAGCUUUUCUUUCCUGUGCUGUCUAAAGCUAGCUUUACCAGUGGGCAAAUAGCAUAUAUUUGGAUUAAUGCCACACUGAAUCCUGCUUACUUUGGAGAUCACUUAGAAAAAAACUAGCUGAAGAUGUGGGAAUUCUGCUUUUGAAAAAGGCAGUUCUCACAGAAACAGAUACUGCUUUGGAAAUGAGAAAGAUGAAUUCAAACAAGCUAAUGAUGUAACACAGUUAACACAGGGUUUGAGGGGAUUGUUUGUUUGUUUAUGUUGCUUUAUGAUUGUUUUGUGUGUUUAAUUAAGCUCUGCUAGAAACCAUGGGGAUCACAGUAUUGAAAUGAAUCUGACAGCCAUAAAAGGGUAGAGGAGGCACAUCAGCGCCGCAGUAUGUAGCUGAAGUGGAGGCAUAGCUAUUAAAAAAUGAUUGGCAAAUAAUUAUUUCCAGCAGUAGUGAAACAACACUGUUUUUUUUUGUUGUUGUUGUUGUUAUUGUUGGUUUUUUUUUCUUGUGUUAGGAGAGGGGUUGCAGCAAUAAUAGAAUGUUUAAAAAUACAUGAUUCUGGGUCUUGCCUACGCUGCACAUUUAAGCUAGUGAAUUAGCUGAACUAGUACUAGCCUCAGUGUGGUCAAAUAGCACGCAGUUAAGCCAAGGGUGGCAAUGACAGACAACUGAAAACCUUUGGAAUGGGUAAGACCUAAGUUUCACUGGCAAAACACCAAUAAUCAAGUGGUUAAAGAGAGUUAACACUCUGUGUUGCAUUCAAGUCUCACAUCAUCUGAAGCAGUGUAACUUGAUUGAAUUCAGUUGAAAUAUAGAAGUAUAUGGAGGUUUCAUCUCUCCAAAGCCCACAGGAGUUGAUGGCAAAGACAUGAGUAAGGUUUAUGAAACUGUUUGAAGCAUGUAGUAAUUCCAAAGGGUACCCCAAGAGAAGAACAUGGUUAAAGAAAAACUGAGAGGUCAAAUAUAAGUUAUUGCUGUGUUUGAGAUAUAAGCAGACAAAUACUUCAAAGUUUUCUUUAUUUUAUACAAAUAAUUUUAAUGUAGUUCGUUUUGCAAUGAUACUUCAGCAAUCCAUUUGUAUUCCAGCACUAAAUAACCCGUUACCAUUUUGGAUGAGCUGAAAAACACAGCCUCUAAUGGAUGCUCUGAGUAUAGCAACUGUUUGCCAAGUCUGGAUGCUGUAGAUGCAUAAGGACCAAGGUCAGUUUGUUUCAGGGAAGAGGUGAGAGCAUAAAUUAGAUUCUAACAUUAGAUUCAGUGAUUCUUUUAAAAUGGUGAAGUUCAUGGCUUUGCUUACAUUUACUUUUCAUCAGUCAUGAAAGAAUUAAGGUAAAAUAGUUCACUCACACGUGUGUGUCAGGCUAAAUGGAUUACAGAAGAUACAGAUCUGUUUGCCUGUCUGCACUUGCCUUUAGACAAUAUUCAUCAAUUUUACUAAAGCUACUGACUAAACAUGGAACCAAUACAAAUGAAAUGCUCAAGGCAAGGGCUUUCUUUAAAAAUGAGAUAGAGAGUUGGUUUUACACUCAGAGAAAGAAAAUGUUGGCAGAAAAUGAAAAACUUCUAUUGUUUAUGUAAUGCGGGGGAUGAAAGGUAAAGGCCAUUUUUAAGUAGUUGAUAGAAAACUGCUGUGUUAUGCCAUGUAAAUGAUAAAUGUUUUUAUACUGCUUUAUUCUUAUCUCUGCAUAUGAAAAUAUUUUAUCUUUUAGGUUCUUUCUUGUUGUUAAAAGGUUAAGUAAAUAAAAAAUAUUAAUCCCAGUACACUAGA